AUAACAAUAUUUUUAAGUCACUUGACAGUUGGAAAAUCAAGACAUCUUCUCUUCUAUCCAAUUUAUACAUUGGCAUCAAUAUUUCUGUACACUACGUUUUAUUUGAUAUUCUAUCAGUCAAUAAUGCUAGGUUCAACAAUAUGUUUUCAGAACAAGACAUCUGAAUGUUCAGGGAACUGUUAUUAUGAAUGUGUCAGGAACUGUACAAUCAACUGGUUUCCUGAUAAAAAUGCAUAGUAUAUGACGAUGGAUUAGUUAUUUACUGCUGUUUUAUAUUAUUUUUAACUUCUAAUAUUGUACUUAUUAGUAUUUCUGAUUGAAAAUUUGAUUGUAAAAUGAUCGUACACACAUGGAAUCUCAUCCCGACAGUAAUCAACAUUACAUGAUGAACAAGAUAAUUUCCUUAUUGAUUUACCAUUUUUUUCGAUCUAAAAAACAAAAGUAAUUUUAUGUUAUUAUACAUGUCGACUAAUAAUCAGUAUAUCAAUGAUUCUUUGUAAUCCUUACUAUCAAUGACGUUUGUAAUCAGAUGAUGAUUGUGUAACAGCUUUUUAACAAGUUCCUGUACGAAUACCAUUACGUUGAAAUGCUAGGAAGAAUAAAUACAUAUUGAAUGCCACUUUUUACACGCAUGAUCA
Schistosoma turkestanicum is the source of this 638-nucleotide messenger RNA. Lineage: Eukaryota; Metazoa; Platyhelminthes; Trematoda; Strigeidida; Schistosomatidae. The record is from the annotation of a GenBank genome assembly.